Messenger RNA from Nothobranchius furzeri (turquoise killifish), 1937 nucleotides. RefSeq names its product CCR4-NOT transcription complex, subunit 11 (gene cnot11). The record is from RefSeq and is a predicted model, not a curated record. Gene Ontology annotation, cellular component: CCR4-NOT complex. NCBI's taxonomy places the organism in Eukaryota, Metazoa, Chordata, Actinopteri, Cyprinodontiformes, Nothobranchiidae.
ACGUGGAAACUCCAUUACCCACAGUGCACCUCGAGGUAAAGGUCACAAGAAAUUUAAACGGGUAGUGCGGCACAUUAAGAACCUACUUUUACAGCCAUAACAGGCACUUAUAUUGCUUUUGGAGUUUAUUUUGUCGCUAAUUGCUUGUUCGUUAAGAUUGUUUUGUUGUUAAAUAGUCAAUUAUUGUUGAAAAUAAGUCAGACCAAAAGCUGAGUCCUGGAAAACGCUAAGCUAAGCUAAGUGGAGGCUAACACAACUCCAGGAUGCUAAUAUCGUUGACUUUCUGAUUCACUUCACAACCAUGGAUUAGCACGUCUUGUCCCGGUAUUUUUCCAACAAUAACUAGUUUUAAAAACGGAGCAGAACUUCCCCGCAGCUGAACAGAACCGGAGGAGACGAUGAGCCUAGCUCCGAAGGAACUGUCCAACCUGCUGAGCAUCAUCUCGGAGGAGGCCUGCUCCAACUCCUUCGAGACUCUUUCCACUCACUUCCAUCAUUACUUUGGCAAAGCAGAGCACUUCCGGGUGGGCUCGGUGCUAGUCAUGCUUCUCCAGCAGCCGGACCUGCUGCCCAGCUCCCCGCAGCGGCUCACCGCCCUCUACCUGCUGUGGGAGAUGUACCGGACGGAGCCCCUGGCCGCCAACCCGUUCGCUGCUGUCUUUGCCCACGUCCUGAACCCGGCUCCGGCAGGAGAGGAGCAGGAGAAGGCGCUGUCCGGCUUCCUGCCGCCUAUCACCCAGCCAGAGAAGUUCUUCCUGUCCCAGCUGAUGUUGGCACCACCCAGAGACCUCUUCAAGAAAACACCCAGACAGGUGUCCUGCAUGGACAUCACCAACAUGCCCCAGCCCAUCGACAUCAGUGGGCUGCAGCUCGCAUUAGCAGAGCGCCAGUCGGAGCUUCCCACUCAGAGUAAAGCCAGCUUCCCCAGCAUCCUGAAUGACCCAGACCCAGACUCCUCCAACUCAGGGUUCGACAGCUCCGUAGCCAAUCAGAUCAUAGAGUCUCUGGUCACAGGACCGCGGCCUCCCCUGGAGAGUCACUUCCGGCCCGAGUUCAUCCGGCCUCCGCCGCCUCUCCACGUGUGUGAGGAUGAGCUGGUGUGGCUGAACCCCACCGAGCCGGAUCACAGCAUCCAGUGGGAUCGCUCGAUGUGUGUGAAGAACAGCACCGGCUUGGAGAUCAAACGGAUCAUGUCCAAGGCCUUCAAGAGCCCGCUGUCAGCUCAGCAGCAGUCUCAGCUGCUGGCUGAGCUGGAGAAGGAUCCGAAGCUGGUUUAUCACAUCGGGCUGAGCCCGGCCAAGCUGCCGGACCUGGUGGAGAACAACCCGCUGGUGGCCAUCGAGAUGCUGCUGAAGCUGAUGCAGAGCAGCCAGAUCACAGAGUAUUUCUCAGUCCUGGUGAACAUGGACAUGUCCCUGCACUCCAUGGAGGUGGUCAACAGACUGACCACAGCUGUUGACCUGCCCCCAGAGUUCAUCCACCUCUACAUCUCCAACUGCAUCUCCACCUGUGAACAGAUCAAAGACAAAUACAUGCAGAACCGGCUGGUACGACUGGUCUGUGUCUUUCUCCAGUCGCUGAUCCGAAACAAGAUCAUCAACGUCCAGGACCUUUUUAUCGAGGUCCAGGCCUUCUGCAUUGAAUUCAGCCGCAUCCGGGAAGCCGCCGGCCUCUUCCGCCUCCUUAAGACUCUGGAUACAGGAGAAAACCCGUCUGAGGUCAAACCCGCCAAAUAAAGCGAGAUGGAUCAACACUGCUAGCGUUCCCGUCAUCAGAGGAGCCGCUCAGCCAGAGAAGAUCCUGUACAUAUGUGGACUGAACUCUUGGGACUCCCCUCCACCUACAGCCUCACCUUCUUCUGCUCUAAUGUAAAGAAAUAAUGUUCCUCCAGGGUUUUUUUGUUGUUGUUUUCCAUUAAAACAACAUGUUUAAAUAAA